UAUAAAGCAGGGAACAUGACGAGCAAACUGUUUAUUUCGGUUACUCCAGUAUUCCAGCAACAGAAUGUGGAUGUGUUAUUUGUAGGAGAAAUACUAAUGUCCGUCAUGGAAGUCUUCUCUUCAUCCUUCUUGGUCUUUAUCAUCGUCCAACUCUUUUCUUCAGGCAGUGGUGCUGCUGACCUUUGUGGGCAUAGCGGGCGACUUAUUAAGAAUGUCGCAGAUUCAGCAGACAGAAACACUGCAACGCUGCGAUAUCGAGGUCGGGGCACCGUGGAGUUUACCAUCGUACCGCCUAAACACACUUACAUCAUCGCACUGAACGAGUAUCAGAUAAUUAUAACUACGACUCACGACUACUGGGCAAAUUUUACGCAUCCCAACUUCACAAAUUCCCUCGUGCAUAAUGCAACCAGCAGCUUAAGCAUGUCAAAAAAUCCCUGGCUGCGCAUUUGGCUGUCGUUUUCCGCUAGAAAACCGGCUUUCAUCAAGCUCGGAUCUGGGGAUCUGAUGCAUUCCAAUACCAUUAUGCAGUUCUCCCCAAAUUACGUGGACUAUAAGGAAGAUCCCUUUAUCAGCCAGUUAACCACUAUCCGAUUAGAUAGUAGUGUCAACCUGUACAAAGAUACUCAACCCCGUGUCACAAUGGACCCCAUCAUUCUGGAUCCAUCACCCUUCCUCAUCCCGCCACAGUUGCGCGGGCGCCAACACGAUCAGCUGCACGAUGAGCACUUCUAUCUGCCGGUAGCGCGCCUACCGUGGGCGGCAAGAGGUCUCUUUGAACAAGUGCAGAAUUUCGAGCUCAGUGAUACGGAGAUCAAGGCCAUACAGUACUCGGUCACGACGGAAGGGAAGUUUCUCUUUAAUGUCAGACAGCAGAAAGUGCUAGCUGGCCAUUUUCCCGGUUAUUUGCGGGCGGAUAUGCAGGAACCGCGACGUACAGCACCCGGCCAGGAAAUGGUACUGGAAAUUUGGCUGCCGGGGCAAAGUAGUCCUAUCCACAAUCAUGGAGAGACAUCAGGGAUCAUCAAGGUACUUCACGGUAAAAUCGACUCAGAAUGGUUUAAUCCAAUCAUGCCUAAUAUCAGUGAAUGGGCAGUCAGAAUUCACGGUCCUGAACGGCUGUAUGCCGGCAAUUAUACUUGGCUAACAGAGUCUAUCUACCAGACGCAUAAGCUCACCAAUCCAGACCCGGUGAACGUGGCUAUAUCCAUACAAGCGUAUGGCUACGAGGACGACGUCGAGGAACCGGUAGAAUAUUUCUUCUACAUUCCAGAGUCAUGCAAUCCCCAUAUACCUCACAGCACCUGUUAUAUGGAUUUUUUCCCCGAAUCGGAUUUCACCUUUGAGGACAUUACCGGCACUGUCAUGCGUGAGUAUCAGCAGUUCCUACAGGGAGGCGCGGCAGGUGUUGCGAAGUUUCCCUACUUUGUUGCCUUCGGAUGUAUUGCCUUUUUGCUGUGUUUGCGUUCUGAAUUUGUAACGGAAUUCUAAUAAUAGUAAGCUCUUGAUAUUUGUGAGAUGAGUUCUCUGCGAAUCCACAGUUCUUGUUAGCAUUUUUUAUUUCCGGCUUUUUCAGACCAGACCACGAUUUGCACACGUGUGCCUGUCAUGCUCAGUAACGUAGUACUGUAACUUUUUCAUGGGAAUUUAUCAACUUUCAUAUUUGUAUUACUUAUCUCAUCACGCCGAACGAAUG
Molecule: messenger RNA, 1696 nt
Organism: Paramacrobiotus metropolitanus
Lineage: Eukaryota; Metazoa; Tardigrada; Eutardigrada; Parachela; Macrobiotidae
Exons: 3
Coding region: 16-1491 (491 amino acids)
Source: RefSeq, a predicted model, not a curated record